UUUGUCAUCAGCAGUCGAUCCGAGAUUCGACUUUAUCCGAGAAACAUGGCGCCUUCCAUGUGGUGAGCGUGCUUGAUUUGCGCCUGAUCCUCGUUAUCAUCGUCGAGAGCGGUCAGUGUUAUUCUUUCCAAGCUCUCGUCUCCAGCACAGCGUGUAAGUCAGUACGCUACCUCUCGCAGUCGCGAUCUGGUGAAAAGGCCGCUGCGUUUCACCAUGCCUCGCAUCAAGUACAUUGGCUAUCCGUCCCCGUACGUCGGCAAGCACUUGCUCUGGCUACUGGGCAACCUCAAGGACUUCGGCGUCGGACGCGUCAUCACGCGCACCGGGUUCGAGCGCUACCCGGAGCCGUCGUACUACGUGAUCAAGAAGGUCGUGCCGUACAUGGACGACGCCAACCAGUACGGCGACGUGUGGGCCGAAACCGUGUACCGCGGUCGCAGAAUCGGGGUCGUUCAGCUCGAGUCGCCUCAGGUGCCCGACUACAAGUUGGUGCCCAAGAGCGAAGAAGGCCGACUCCUGUCGCUUCCGGUCGCGGACCCCGUGCCCAAGGUCCUGCCCCGCUACCUCAAGAUGCCGCCGUUGAUGCGCAUAGUCGUCGAGCGAGACCUUAAGGCUAAGGGUAUCGACGACGCCGAGCCCAAGUUGCAGGCCGUCUACACCAACUCCUACUUGAUGACCUAUCGCAUCGCGGAGGAAGGGGAAGCGCCGGACGUCGAACACACCGACAUGAGGGAUUACAUCGCCGAAAAGUUUCGACAGGGCAUAAAGGAAAUUUAGGACCUCCAUUUCUUCUUCCCCCUCAUCCGGUGCCGUGUUUUGAAGGGAACACCAUGUGGCGCCCCUGUAUAUAAACGCGUAGAUAUAUGUUUAAAUUACAAAGCCUAGACGAGACA
Dermacentor andersoni is the source of this 893-nucleotide messenger RNA. It is a transcript of the gene mRpS34, whose product is annotated as mitochondrial ribosomal protein S34. Lineage: Eukaryota; Metazoa; Arthropoda; Arachnida; Ixodida; Ixodidae. Gene Ontology annotation, molecular function: structural constituent of ribosome. Gene Ontology annotation, cellular component: mitochondrion. The record is from RefSeq and is a predicted model, not a curated record.